Molecule: messenger RNA, 261 nt
Organism: Knipowitschia caucasica
Lineage: Eukaryota; Metazoa; Chordata; Actinopteri; Gobiiformes; Gobiidae
Source: the annotation of a GenBank genome assembly
AUGGUGAGCCUGAGUGUGAGACUGAGUGUGAGCCUGAGUGUGAGCCUGAGUGUGAGCCUGAGUGUGAGCCUGAGUGUGAGCCUGAGUCCUGCUGAGGACCACUGUGGCUCUCUCCUGUGGUGGAGAUGUGCCCCCACGCUGGCUCGCAGUUUCUCCUUUUCCUCCGAGUCUCUUGACGCGCAAUCCUCCAGUGUGACUGUAGCAGAUAAGGAAGAUGACCUGACCUGGCAGAGCAGUGCGGCCGCUGAGCCACGAGGUUAA